ACUAUCGUUUUUUCGUGGAACGAAAACAAAUAACCAAAACAACGGGGGAGCUAUUAAAAUAAUACGCAGCUUCAGAUAUCUGUAUUAUCCGAGGGCAGGGAUUAUUCCAAUCAUGAGUGAUAGUGGAAAAACGAAGGAGGAGAAGGAGAAACCAGCGGCAGCGAAUGCCUCGUCCAGUGACGAAGAAGAGGACGGGCAAGACGGCGCCACCAUGGAUAUGAUUCGUCGCUUUUUCUCUCACACCCUAAAUCUUGGAGGCUCCACAACAGACACAAAAGCAGGUCCCAAACUGGAGAAGGUAAUACCCGACCUGUCGUUUGAGGGCUUAGCUAACCAUUGGCGAGAACAUGGUUUCCGGAAUAUAGUGACUAUGGUGGGAGCUGGUAUUUCCACCUCCGCUGGCAUUCCGGAUUUUCGGUCACCAGGCUCUGGGCUAUACAGCAACCUGAAGAAGUACAAGUUGCCACACCCCACGGCCAUCUUCGAUCUGGACUAUUUUGAGGAGAACCCCACUCCGUUUUUUGCCCUGGCCAAGGAACUGUACCCAGGUUCGUUUAUACCCACGCCGGCUCACUACUUUGUCCGUUUGCUGCACGACAAGGGUCUGCUAAAACGUCACUAUACACAGAAUAUCGACACUUUGGACAGGCUGACGGGUCUGCCCGAUGAGAAGAUCAUAGAGGCGCAUGGCAGCUUCCACACUAACCAUUGCCUCAAGUGCCAAAAAGAGUACGACAUGGCCUGGAUGAAGGCGGAGAUCUUUGCAGAUCGCUUGCCCACUUGCAGAGAAAAGAAUUGCAAGGGCGUGGUCAAGCCGGAUAUUGUCUUCUUUGGCGAGAAUCUGCCGCCCAGGUUUUACACGUGUCCGGAUGAGGAUUUCAAGGAUUGUGAUCUUCUGAUUAUCAUGGGCACUUCCCUAGAGGUGCAUCCAUUUGCUUCGCUUGUCCAACGGCCGGGACCACGAUGCGUGCGGCUUCUGAUCAAUCGCGAUGCCGUGGGUCGGGCCAGCUUUGUGCCCUGGAUGGAUCCGCAUGAGCAAUCGCUGCUCUACAAUAAGCCCAACAACACGAGGGAUGUGGCCUUUCUGGGCGACUGCGAUGCUGGGGUCCUGGCUCUGGCCAAAGCUCUCGGCUGGGAGGAUGAGCUGGAGGAGCUAAUUACGAAUGAGAAGAAAAAACUGAACGCGAAGAAGGAGCAGCCGCAGGACAAAGAGAAACCGCAUUCGGACCCAGAUCAUGCGGCUUCCGGCAGUCAGGCAAGCAAGAAGGAUGCCUCGCUCUAGACUUCCCCCUCCUGGGAUUAGUUAGUACAAUUCGUAGUUAAUUUGUAGUUGAAGAGUGCAAUUUGUGUACAUGGCUAUAACGUGUAUAUAAAAAAAACCUGACAAUGGACAAUGGA
Molecule: messenger RNA, 1398 nt
Organism: Drosophila serrata
Lineage: Eukaryota; Metazoa; Arthropoda; Insecta; Diptera; Drosophilidae
Gene: Sirt2
Product: NAD-dependent protein deacylase sirtuin-2
Cellular component (GO): nucleus
Molecular function (GO): histone deacetylase activity, NAD-dependent; NAD+ binding
Source: RefSeq, a predicted model, not a curated record